GGAAAUACUGUGAUGGCUGCUUGAGCCCUCAUCACAAGGGCCUUCACAUAGUCCGAAAAACGACCGACGUGUGGCCAAAGCAUGAAAGAUGAGCUCAAAGCUUCGACUGAAGUCGCGAGGAAAUGCGGGCCUGUCGGAGCGGCAGCAAAUUGAGAUGGCCAUUGCCCUCUCGUUAAAACAACAGCAACAAAGCGAUGCACCAGCUCUGCAGGCUCCCGCGACAGCGCAGGAUGAGGCACGUGCAGACAGCCAACAGCCUCCCGCUGCCCAGGAGGCGGAACAGCCUCUCUUUGCAGAGCAGGUACGGGUGCAUACUACAGAGAAGACCACAGGGCAGACCGCGGAGCCAUCCACAAGGCAGGCCGCUCAGGAUGCCCCGGAGGGAGCUACGGGGGCCGCCGAAAACGCUCUCGCACCAGCCACAGCUGCAUCGCCAGUCACAGCCGCGCCGACAGGCCCGCUGACAGCCCCGCAGCCAGCUGUUGCCUCCAAGCCGGUGGCUGCCAAGAAGCAAACCUCAGCCGUAAAGGAGGCCCCCGCAGAAGCAGAGCCUGCGACAGCAGGUGGCCGCAGCAAGCGUGCUGCAUCACAGCGGCGCACCUACGUCCAUGAGGGCGAAGAAAGUGACGAGGACGUGGGCGCAGAGGACGACGGCGGGGACGACAGCGAGUUUGAAGGACUGGGCGCGGGAAGCAGCAGCUCAGAGGACGAGGAGGAAAGCGACGUCGACGACGAGAGCGAGGAUGAGCGGCCAAAGAAGAAGAGCAAGACGGCUGCCGCUGCGAAGAAGCCGGCCGUGAAGGCGGUGGCGAAAGGUGGCGGGGGCCGAGCAGCAAAAAGUGAUACAGCUGCAGCUGCACCAGCCGUUAGCAAGGCAGCAUCAGGCAAGGCCGCGCGUGUGGCUGGGCCCAAGGGCAAAGCCGCAGCAGGAGCGGUCCCACCAGCGGCUCCGGUGUCAGCUUUUGUCGCGAAGAAGCCAGCGCUGCCGACUGCCGUGGCGGCCAAAGCGCUCACCCCGGCCGCCGCUGUCGUCCGCGCUGUGCCCAGAGCCGCCACGAAUGCUGCUGCAGCAGCGGACGACGAGCCCACGGAGGACGAGGAGGCGUGCAAGGACGAGCAGGAGGCGGAGGAGCAGGACAACGAGAAGCUGAAGGUGCAGCGGCCCAGCUCAGCGGCGGCGUCCGCGGCACCGCAACGGCCAGUGCUGCAGCUUCCGCGGCCGGGCGGGUACGUGCGGCCGAAGCCUCUGGGCGCAGCCACGCCCAACGCAGGCGGCCUGCCCAAGCCCUCAAAUGCAGCGGCGGCCAAGCCAACUAGCAAGGUGACGCCGGGUGGGAGUGCGUCCGCGCCCUUCAAGCCGCUGGGCCUGGUGAAUCACUCCGCAACGCCCGGCGCUGCGGCCUCGGCUCCUUUCACGGCACCCACGCCCACAACCGGAGGCGGUGCCAGCGUUACCUCGGGCGGCAUCCGCCUGCCGCCGCCGCUCACCACGGGGGCAACCAUGGCAUACCGCGUGCCCGGCCUCCGGCGACCGCCCAAGAAGACUUAGUCGUGCCAAGGGGCCUGGUCGGAGAGUAGGGAUACCCGUGAAAUGCGCCUGAGAUACGGCGUGUGCAGGAAUGACGUGGAUGGGGCGCAAGGCGAGGCCUAGGCGACCACUCUCGUGGCCGAGUCGUGGGCUUGCAUGGGUAGGGCUUCCAGAAGGUCUUGUGGUAACUCACUCACUUGUGUGGU
Molecule: messenger RNA, 1734 nt
Organism: Chlamydomonas reinhardtii
Lineage: Eukaryota; Viridiplantae; Chlorophyta; Chlorophyceae; Chlamydomonadales; Chlamydomonadaceae
Exons: 6
Coding region: 89-1549 (486 amino acids)
Source: RefSeq, a predicted model, not a curated record